AUGGCUGCGCCUAAAGUUAUUGUCCUGGGCAGCCUCAAUGGUCAGCUUGAACCUGCGUUCAAGAAGCUGGCAACCCUGCAUUCAAAGAACAGCUUCUCUAUGGCCAUACUCACUGGCGAUGUCUUCAGCGCAACACAAGAUGAUGACACAGUAACUGCGCUUCUCAACGGAACCCUUGAAGUCCCUCUACCAACCUAUUUCACUAUCGGAAGCCACCCUCUACCCCCACGCAUCGCCGCCAAGGUCGAAGCUGAAGAGGAAAUUUGCGAGAAUCUGCAUUUCCUGGGCAAGCGCAGUAUCACCAAAACCUCCGAUGGUGUGCGAAUUGUUGCUCUCGGCGGCCAAUUGGACCCCAAUCUGAUUGCCGGCCUGUCCAAAGAACAGCAUCUGCCAUUUCAUACAGUAGACGACGCAAAAAGCUUGCGCGGCGCAAACAUCGCAGACAUUCUCCUAACAUCGAUAUGGCCAGCAGGUGUCUGGACUGGCUCUCAGGUUGCCCUCGACCCUUCACACCAAGCGUCUCUACCUGUAUCGGAAGCCAUUGCGGAACUGUGCGCUGCGCUCAAGCCGCGAUAUCAUCUAUCAGCCUCACCAGAAGGCUUCUUCUACGAGCGAGAAGCAUUCGUGCAUCCCACUGAAAAGGAGACAGGGGACACCUCUGUCACGCGAUUCAUUUCAAUGGCGCCUUUCGGUAAUGAAGCAAAAGCAAAGGCGCUGUAUGCUUUCAGUCUCAACAAGGGAGACGCUUCAGUGCCCGUUGGCGCGACAGCAUCACCAUUCAAUCCCAAAACCAAGAAGCGUGCACCCAAGGAUGAUUCGUACAGCCGAUAUGGCGGUGAUGAUAAUGACCGGGGGCACAGAGGCCGCCGUCAUAAGCAGCGCCAUCGAUCUCCUCCUCCAGGGCCCGAGCGAUGCUAUUUCUGUCUCUCCAACCCCAACCUGUCUGCCCACAUGUGUUGUAGUAUCGGGGACGAUGCCUAUAUCUCUACAGCCAAGGGCCCUCUGCCAACAUCUACUACCUUUGCGGAGCAGGGUCUUUCUUUUCCAAGCCACUUGAUCAUCAUCCCACUACCGCACAACCCUACAAUUCCUAGCAUUGGGCCUGUCGCUGAUCCAGCAGGCGAGGCCGUAAAGACAUAUAACGAAAUGACACGCUUCCGCGAAGCCAUCCAGGCCACAAUCGCCAGCAAGAGCUCCCACAAACUCGGUGCUGUCACAUGGGAGAUCAGCCGAGAGCACAAUGUCCAUCUCAUCUGGCAACUCAUGCCCCUCUCCGCCGACCUCAUCCGUAAUGGCGUUGCCGAAGCCGCUUUCAAGGUCGAGGCGGAGAACCAGUCUUAUCCAGCCUUCACCGCGCGCGACCUUACACUUGAGCAGCAAGCUGAGUCUGGUGGUGAUUUCUUCCGCGUGUGGCUGUGGGCAGAUGACGGCGAGGACCGUAUUAAGGGCAAGGCCCUCGUCAUGCCUCUGCCCUCAGACAUGCGCUUCGAUCUGCAAUUCGGCCGUCGCGUGCUGGCCAAGCUUCUUGGUCUUGAAAACCGCAUCAUCUGGAAAAAUUGCGAACAAACCGUUGAAGAAGAGACCAAGGACGUGGAGGCAUUCCGGGAGGCGUUCAAGGAAUGGGAUUUCACUCUGGAAGAAGGCGAUGACGCUGCGGCUUGA
Molecule: messenger RNA, 1662 nt
Organism: Fusarium sp. VM40
Lineage: Eukaryota; Fungi; Ascomycota; Sordariomycetes; Hypocreales; Nectriaceae
Source: the annotation of a GenBank genome assembly